GUUCUUUCUUUGGCCUGUUCACUACCAGAAUGAAGACCAUUCUAAGCAACCAGACGGUCGACAUCCCAGAAAAUGUUGACAUUUCUCUUAAGGGCCGGACAGUUAUUGUGAAGGGCCCCAGAGGAAUCCUACGAAGGGAUUUCAACCAUAUCAAUGUUGAGCUCAGUCUCCUUGGAAAGAAGAAAAAAAGGCUCCGAGUAGACAAGUGGUGGGGAAAUCGAAAAGAACUGGCCACUGUACGCACAAUCUGUAGUCAUGUGCAAAACAUGAUCAAAGGCGUAACCUUGGGUUUUCGUUACAAGAUGAGGUCUGUGUAUGCUCACUUCCCCAUCAAUGUUGUUAUUCAAGAAAAUGGCUCACUUGUUGAAAUCAGAAAUUUCUUGGGUGAAAAAUACAUCCGAAGAGUGCGCAUGAGGCCAGGUGUGGCUUGUGCUGUUUCUCAAGCUCAGAAAGAUGAGUUAAUUCUUGAAGGAAAUGAUAUUGAACUUGUCUCAAACUCAGCUGCCCUCAUUCAACAGGCCACCACAGUCAAAAACAAGGAUAUCAGAAAAUUUUUGGAUGGCAUCUAUGUUUCUGAGAAAGGCACCGUGCAACAAGCUGAUGAAUAAGUUGGAAAAGAUACCAAAGGCAGUGUCCUGAGGAGUCAACGCUUAUUCAGAUGUCAAAAUAAAAAUACCUUUUUGUCA
Gracilinanus agilis (Agile Gracile Mouse Opossum) is the source of this 686-nucleotide messenger RNA. RefSeq names its product ribosomal protein L9 (gene RPL9). Gene Ontology annotation, cellular component: cytosolic large ribosomal subunit; ribosome. The record is from RefSeq and is a predicted model, not a curated record. Bases 30 to 608 code for a protein of 192 amino acids. Gene Ontology annotation, molecular function: structural constituent of ribosome; rRNA binding. NCBI's taxonomy places the organism in Eukaryota, Metazoa, Chordata, Mammalia, Didelphimorphia, Didelphidae. The transcript has 8 exons. Gene Ontology annotation, biological process: cytoplasmic translation.